AGCGGUCGAAGUGGAAAACUCUGAUAAAAUUGAACGAGAAUCAGACGAAGUCGAUUCGACGAAUGGAGGCGAUAAAAUACCAAAUAUGUACGUAUUCGAAGGACAUGAUUACAAGAAAGAACGUGAGGCGUUGCUGAAGAUCGUUGCUGAAAAUGAUAAGGAUAACAAGGAGUUGGCUGGAAUAUCGGUGCAAAAUGGUGAUAUUCGUAUGGAGUUUUCUAUACGAUACGAAUCACAUCUUGCAGCUCGAAUCCGAAACGUUUUACACCUGAAACAAGGGAUCAAGGAAGAAGAUGAUGGUGAGACAAAACAAUCAGAAAGCGCACGGAGAUUGGAGGAAGUAAAGAUCGAGAGAGCGCGGAAAGCGGCCGAGAGAAAGGCGAAAUUCUGGGCUGACAACGGUGUGUUCGGAAAUGGAGGAGUCUUCAGUGCACUCCGUAAGAAGGAUUCACGUAUUCCGGAAGCGUAUGAACUGGCAGCGAAAAUGAACGAUCUCUAUUUAGGUCAUGCACAUUUGAUUGCAAAUGUCGAAACGACAACGGCUCAACAAAAUAAUGAACUUAAUGGUGGGAAGAAUGCGAAAAGUUGGACUCGUCGACAGUCUGUAGUUCUACUUGUCGUUCAGCAGAAAAAGUUUAGAAUAUUUACCAACGAGAGAUUGUUCGCUGAAAGCUUACAACGUUUGUGUGCAUACGCAACGAGAGUGAAUGCAAGAAGUGUGCACUUCCCACUACUAGACAACCAAAUGCCUGGCAAAAAUUGGUAUUCCGUGAAACGCCUCAUCAAGAAGCAUCUCACCGAUAAACGAAUCCACACCUAUUUUUACUAUUACCGUCGUCCAACGCCACCUGCAAAACCCCAACAAGGCGUCAAUCAAAAGCACCAAGAUCGAGAACGUAAGCAGCAACACAGCCGUGACAAACGGCAAAAUAACCGUGGUAACAGUAACAAGGUUGAUGGGUCGCAUCUAGAAGAUAGAAGAAGGAAGGAUGGCAGAAAACGAAGGAUGAAUUCAAGUGAAUACGAUGGUGGCGAGGGGACAAGCAAGAACUAUACCACCAAGAAACGAAACGAAAUGAGAAGAAGAUGCAAGGACAAUGAUGAUGAUGAUGAUGAUGAAUCCAAAGUAAUCGAUCGUGAAUUGGAUGCUCAAGAGGGCGAUGAAUUCGAAGAAAUAGUGGAUUCAGAAGAG
This is a messenger RNA of Anisakis simplex (herring worm), 1192 nucleotides long. NCBI's taxonomy places the organism in Eukaryota, Metazoa, Nematoda, Chromadorea, Rhabditida, Anisakidae. The record is from the annotation of a GenBank genome assembly.